GUCAGAGAAAUCCAAAGGAAAUGGGCAGUGCACUAUCUUCUUCUUCCCCCAAAACUCGUCCGACUGCAAAGUUAAUACUGGAUGAUGGUGCGCUUCGAGAAUAUGAACAUCCAGUGAAGGUAGCUCAAGUUUUAAACGAAAGGGGAAGGGAAACCUUCGUCAUCUGCCUCUCUGACUCCAUCAAUUUUAACCAGUGUUUAACCCCUCUUCCUGCACAGGACGAAUUGCAGCUGGAUCGCCUCUAUUUUCUCCUUCCACUGACAAAAUUGAAAUACACUUUAUUGCCUUCUGAGAUGGCUGCCAUGGUCGUAAAAGCAGCUGCUGCCUUGCAAUCAAAACAGAACAAGCACAGAAAUAGCAGAAAACGGCGAGGUGCUAAAGUGAUGCAUGUGGUGGAGCCUGAAAUGGAUGGACACCAAAUUCAGAAAUCAGAUUCAUAUCAAUUUAAUCAAUUUGCAAUUUUGGCAGUGGAGUCGAAGCGCACAACAUCGAGAGGGAUGAAGUUCGACCGCAAGAAGCAUAAGCAGUCAUGGACAACCAAACUUGCCCCAAUACCCGAGGCCUUCGCUUAUUGAAUCAUUAUCUUCAUUCCACAACUUCUCCUCGGGAAUUUCCUUGAAUAUACAGCAAAAAUGGAUGCUGGUGUCCUCUGAGUUUCGGCCAUGGCAAAUAUGUGAAAAGCUUUGGAUCAGGAGACAGAGAUGAACAGAGUACCUUCCAAGCAGAGGAUGAUAGAAGAGAGGGCAAUAGUUUCCUACAAAUAUUCAAGGAAAAAUGAAAAUUAUGAGUGUGUUCAGGCUAAUUAAGGCAUAAUGGCAUCCUGCAAUUCUCUGCAGAUAUUUCUUA
Molecule: messenger RNA, 846 nt
Organism: Cryptomeria japonica (Japanese cedar)
Lineage: Eukaryota; Viridiplantae; Streptophyta; Pinopsida; Cupressales; Cupressaceae
Exons: 1
Coding region: 21-575 (184 amino acids)
Source: RefSeq, a predicted model, not a curated record